AUGUCUUCAUCUGGUGUUCAAGUACUAUAUCCUGUUAAUCACCGAACAGAAAAUAUUGCUUCAUAUACCGGUAGACAACCUACAAAUGAGGGGUAUUCGAAAGAGAAGCAUGAGGAAGAAGGCUCCUUCUCUCCACCAUAUCAAGAUGAAACAACAUCCAUCAAACAAACUCAUGAUUCUACGCAUCGUCAAUUGAGACCAAGACAUAUUCAAUUGAUUGGUAUUGGAGGGACUAUUGGAACUGCUCUUUUCGUUCAAAUUGGUCAUGGAUUGAUAAAUGGAGGACCAGGGAGUCUGUUUCUGGCUUUCACAAUUUGGUGUACUUUUAUUUUGGCGAUUACCAAUUGUAUGGCAGAGAUGGUUACUUACUUACCAAUCUCAUCGCCAUUCAUUCGAUUCGCUGGUCGAUAUGUCGAUGAAGCAUUUGGAGUUGCUGCGGGGUACAAUUUCUUCAUAUUUGAAGCCGCCCUUGUUCCAUUCGAGAUCGUAGCUUGUAAUGUGAUUAUUCAUUAUUGGAGCGAUGCCGUUCCUGCUGGUGGAAUUAUUGCCAUUAUUAUAGUUCUUUACGGUUUCGUCAAUGUCUUCGCUGUCAGAUGGUAUGGAGAAUCGGAGUUCUACCUCGCCAUGGGAAAAGCCCUCUUAAUCUUCGGUCUCAUUGUUUUUACUUUUAUCACAAUGCUUGGUGGAAAUCCUCUUCAUGAUCGAUUUGGCUUUCGAUUUUGGAUCACCCCAGGAGCAUUUACCGAACUUUACAAAACUGGUUCUCUUGGUCGAUUCUUAGGAUUCUUACAAUGCCUCAUUCAAGCUUCAUUUACCAUAGCUGGUCCAGAUUAUGUAUCAAUGGCAGCAGGAGAAGCUCAAAAUCCUAGAGUUGUAAUGCCUAGAGCAUUCAAUGGCGUAUUCUACCGCCUCACAGCAUUUUUUGUCCUGGGAAGUUUAGCCGUGGGUAUCUUGGUUCCAUAUAAUGAUCAAGAACUCAAAGAUGCCUUUACAAAUGGUCUUCCUGGUGCAGCGGCAAGUCCAUAUGUUGUUGCUAUGAACCGACUUCAAAUCAGAAUCCUUCCCGAUAUCGUUAAUGCCAUGGUUCUCGGAGCAGCUUUUUCGGCAGGAAAUUCUUAUGUUUAUUGUGCUUCAAGAUCACUCUUUGGUCUUGCGCUUGAAGGGAAAGCUCCUAAAUUUCUUACAAAGUGUACGAAGCAAGGUGUCCCGAUUUAUUGUGUUGGGGUCACGCUUGCUAUUUCAUUAUUGAGCUUUUUGCAAGUAUCAAAUAAUGCAGCGGUAGUCUUACAAUGGUUUGUGAACUUGGUUACUGCAAGUCAAUUGAUUAAUUUCAGUGUUAUGGCUUAUACUUUCAUUUGUUGGAAAAGAGCAUGCGAUGCGCAAGGAUUUGAUAGGAAUAAUUUACCACAUAAAAGUUUCUGGCAACCAUUCAGUGCAUAUUAUGCAUUGACUGGAUGUUUCAUCAUGACUUUUGUUGGUGGAUAUACGGUAUUUCUACCUGGUGCAUGGGACAUCCCUACUUUCCUAUUCUCCUAUGCAAUGAUUGGUGUCUUUCCUAUUAUAUUUUUCGGAUGGAAAGUUGUUAAGAAAACGAAAUGGUUGAAACCACACGAGGUGAUUUUGAGAACAAAGGAGGUGGAUGAGAUUGAGGAGUAUACGAGUAAUUAUGUGGAGAGGCCUCCUAAGACAAGGUGGCAUAGUUACAUAGAUAGGAUUUUCAGUUAG
Sclerotinia borealis F-4128 is the source of this 1725-nucleotide messenger RNA. NCBI's taxonomy places the organism in Eukaryota, Fungi, Ascomycota, Leotiomycetes, Helotiales, Sclerotiniaceae. The record is from the annotation of a GenBank genome assembly.